GCCCGAAGUGGUUGUGCCGUUUUCGCUUUCUUUCAACAAAAUAAUAAAAUACGUACAUUUAUACGUACAAUUUAUUUUAAUUAAUAUUAUAAAUACAUUACAAUGAUAUCUAACGUAGUCUGUAGAGCAUAUAUAGCCUUGAUUCUGCUAGAUAAGUCUGGUAUCCUUGCGAAAGACUCACAUUCAUUCACCAAGAAUAGGUGCCUGAAUCCCCCUCGUACUGCCCGCCGAGUGGAAUCUUUUAUACAGGAGUGUCAAGAGGAAGUCAAAAAUAAACUAAUUAGCGAAGCUUACUACAUUCUAAAAAGUCAAGUAAAAAAUGAAAAUACAGCAUUGGACAUUACUGUAGAUAACAUCUCGGAGAUUAAUUCGGCUCCCGCACCAGUUCCUGUUCAAUCGAUUAUUUUCCAUACCAUCGAAGAAAACUCUAAGUUAGCGUCUCAACAUGAUGCAUAUCAAUUUCAACCAGAGAGGCAACAAGUGACCAGUUUGAUGAACCACAUUCGACGCAUUUCAUAUAACGCGCGUAGUGCCCUUUAUUAUCCUACAUUGGUACCCGCGGAGGAAAAACGUUUAGCUGGCUGCCUGUUACACUGCGUUUAUGCGAAAAAUAAAGCUAUCGACAAACUGGGAUGGCCUACUCUUGACGGCUUAGUAAACUUUUACUCAGAAGGAGUGAAUGAACACGGUUUUUUUAUGGCCACACUCCGAUCCGUAAAUCUCUGCCUGCAUGCAAUUACAAUAAAGUAUAAUAUCGAUCGACGCAAACUACCAAAACGUGGUGAAAGCUGUGAUUUAGCCUUCGACGUGUUCGAUUGUAUUUCAGACCAACUAACGGGUUAUUGCUUAAAUCAAUACGAAUAACAUUUCUCAAUUAAUACUUGUAAAUAACUUUUAACGACUAGAUAUCCGAAUAACCUUCGAACUACCAGUAAAAUUUACGAACGUAAAAAAUUCAUUGGCCUACAUAUUCUUUACAAAAGGGGUAACCUCGCUUCCAUAUACGUACAUAUGUAUUAAGGUAUGAUGUUUCCACUUUAAACCCGCAGAUCUCAAACCAUCUUGGAACCACCAAAGGAUUUGUUGAAAGCAUGCUACUUCAAUUAUCAAAAUCCGUUAUGAUGUAACAAAAUUUACAUUUAGCCUACUCUCAUUUUUAUAUAAUAUAUAAACAGUAAAUGUAUUGCUUAGAAAAAUUCAGAUUAUUAAGAUUUUGACAAUUGCAAAAAUAAAGACUUUUUCUAUUAUUUUUGAA
Bactrocera latifrons is the source of this 1255-nucleotide messenger RNA. It is a transcript of the gene Obp73a, whose product is annotated as general odorant-binding protein 70. Lineage: Eukaryota; Metazoa; Arthropoda; Insecta; Diptera; Tephritidae. Bases 103 to 864 code for a protein of 253 amino acids. The transcript has 4 exons. The record is from RefSeq and is a predicted model, not a curated record. Gene Ontology annotation, molecular function: odorant binding.